ACCCAACUAGUCGACCUUAAGCCAACUUAAAGUCAAAGUCGACUUAACUCAUCUUGCAUCCAUUCGGAUACGCACUACACUAACGGUAUACUCGUACAGUGCAAGUACGCGCGUGAAACCACAGUGUAUUCGUUGAUAAUCGCCAAUGUUCGGACGCUAAUCCGCGAGUUUAUUUAUAAACAAUGUAUUAACAAUAAUUACAUCACCCAAACACCACCGGGAUACGAUGAUGCAAAUCUACUAAACAAAUCAUUCUGGCGGUCUUCGUGGAUAUUCGCUCUCGGUCGUAGGACGGGCGCCCCCGGCGUCUUUUAAUAGUGCCACCGUCGCCGUCGCUCGAACCGCACCGGUUCGUCCGUCGUCAGCAGCCGCACACCACUACAUCGAGGAGGACCAAAUGUCGGGCGACGUGCAGCCGAGGAAGCGGCGUGACAAGAAGAAAAAGAAAGAUGAUGUUGAAGAAACAUCCCCUCCACUUCCAGCACGUGCGCGUAGUCUGACUCCAUUGGAGAACGAUGACGUUAACAUUCACGUGCAUAAAGAGGGCGGCACUGGUGGUGGAAUAUGCGCUAAGUUAGUCUUUUUUGUACUUCUUAGCGCGCUGGCAGUGCUUGUGGGUUUGAUUUACACUGAACAUCGUGGAUUAACUGAUCUUGAUACAAUUGAAAGGGAAAGUCGUUUUACGCAAUAUUUUGAAGGGUGGGUGGAUAAUGCACCUGAAGAACAUGAUGAUCAUCAUGGUAUAGCUGAUCAUGAUGAUGAUCACGAUGAACAUGAUGAUCAUGAUGAUCAUGAUGAACAUGAAGAAGAGGAACAUGAUGACCACGAUGAAGAAGAAGAAGAAGAUCAUGAUGAUGAUCAUGACGAAGAAGAAGAAGAAGAAGUAGCUGCUUCCGAAGAACAAGAAGAAGAAGAAGAAGAAGUUGAAGAAAGUGCUCCUGAAGCUAGUCAAGAAGAAGAAGAAGAAGAGGAAGAAAUAGAAGAAGGCACUGAAGAAGCAGACGAAGAGGAAGCUACCCAAGAAGAUGAAGAAGAAGCCACUCAGGAAUACGAAGAAGAAGAAGAAGUCAGUGCAGCAAAUGACGAAGAUGACGAAGAAGAACAAAAAUCUGAAGAUGCAGAAGAAGAUAACGUAAGUGAAGCACCAAAGACUGAAGAAGAUCAAGAUGAUGAUGAUCAAGACGAAGAAGAAGAUGCUCAAGGUUCCCCUGAACAAGAUGAAGAAGUUGCAUCCAAGGAAGAAGUCGCUGAUGAAGAAGCAGAAGCUAAAUCAGCAGAGAAGGAUGAUGAAGAUGAUGUUGCUGAUGAUGCCCAAGCUGAAGAUGCUGUAGAAGGUGAAGAAGGCGACGCCGACGCCGAAGCCGAAGAACAACCAAUCAGUGUCGUGAAGGCGACCGUCGGGCUGGUCAUAUUGGUGGUGGCGUAUGUUGUGCUGAUAAGAAAGUGGAAAUCCGACGAAGCAGCUGGUAGUGAAGAAGUUCAAAGUAAAAAAGAUGUGCAACAGGAUCUUGCCAGGAGAAAUACUAUUGUUGUACCACCGAAAGUGGAGGAAGUGGAUUUGAAUUACGAUGAUUAUUCAGAGGGAGAAGAUGAUGAACCCUAUGAUGAUGAAGAAGAAGAAGAAGAGUAUGAGAUCAGGUUUGAUCCGCAAGUGAAGAAAGACUAUCAGAAACUUAGAAGCACUUAUGAAAGAUCCCUUACUCCAGAUAGUGAUAGAUUUGACAGGGAAGAUGAAGAACCCGAAGAGGAAGAAGAAGAGUUAGAACCUGAAGAAGAAGAAGAAGAAGAAUUAGAACCUGAGGAAGAAGAAGAAGAAUUAGGACCUGAGGAAGAGGGAGAAAUUGAAAUUGAAAUUGAAGGCGAAUACGAAGAUGAAGAAGAAGAAGAAGCUCCCGAAGAAGAAGAACCAGAAGAAGAAGAAGAACCUGUUUCCGAGGAAGAUGACGAAGACCUAAUGAAGAAACUUGAAGCCAAGUAUGGUAAACUUACAGGAGGCCCACAACCAUCAGGAGAAGAUGACUAUGAAGAAGGAGGAGAUAUUGAUGCACAGUAUGAUGACGAAGAACUGGAUCCAGAAGAAGACGAUGAAGAUGAUGGUUUUCCUUGGACACAUGGUGGAGCUCAGGAAGCAGCUGUACCUGAAGAAGAGUCCUGGCAAUCCGCACCGUCAUACGACCAUGAAAACAUCACAAAUGCAGAUGAUUUCGCCAUCUAUGACCAACUGGACGAAGCUCAAGAAAACCUUAAUGUAAACGCUGCUUUGGCUCUGACGCAAUUCGCGGCCAUUUUGAAAGUAAAUCCUCGCUCACCGCGUGCCACCUACGGUCGAGCACGCGCACUCGAUCAACUUGCCGAGCAGCGUCAAAGUAAUCAACUACUAACCGAAGCUAUUACUAACUAUCAGAAACUGAUGUCCUUCGAUGGAGUGCCACCAGCUUUAUUCAAAAUGGCGGCGGAUAGAUGUAUCAACAGAUUAAGAUUUAUGGGACAGUAUUCCAAAGCAAUAGAAGUGCAUCGUUUACUAAUUACAAAAUUUCCUGAUGAGGUUAUCUAUAGAAACCAAUUAGCAGUGACAUACCUAACCACAAAUCGAAUGGAGGAAGCUCGUAAGGAGUUAAAAUUAAGUUUGGAACGUUGGCCAUCCGAUGGGUUUGCCCUGGUUCACUACGGCUUCAUUCUAAAAGUCCAUGACGGCCAUCUUAAACCCGCCAUAGAUUAUCUUCAACGUGGUAUUGCCACUAGACAUGAAGGUGUUAUUGAUGGUCGAUUUUAUUUCCAUCUUGGCGAUGCCUUAGCUCGUUUAGGUCGUCAUGAUGAAGCCACUGCUGUUUAUCAAGAUGGCGCUAAACAAAAUGUCUUCCUAUCUGCAACACAAAGAUCCUUAUAUAAUGUUCCUACAUUGAAGGGGCAGCCAUGGUGGCGUCAUGAGGACACCCCACUUUCCUAUCGUUCAUUCUUCAAACAAUUAGAACGUAAUUUCAAAGCUAUCAGAGAGGAAGGCCUCGCUGUGAUGAAAUCACGAGGUUCAUUCCAAGAUGAAGCCGAGAACUUGAGGGACAAAGGAGAUUGGAAGCAGUUUGAAUUGUUUGCCAGGGGAAUAAAACAUAAGAAACACUGCGAGAGGUGUCCUCUGACAUGCAAACUAGUAGAGGUAAUGCCGGAAGCCGCUGGUUGUCGCCGAGGACAGGUAAAAUUCAGUGUGAUGUUGCCGGGGACGCACGUGUGGCCACAUUGUGGGCCUACGAAUUGCCGAAUACGCGCGCAUCUUGGACUUAAAGUACCUGAGAAGACCUUUUUAAGAGUUGAUCAGGAAAUAAGGAGUUGGAAAGAAGGUGAGGUUAUGAUCUUUGACGAUAGCUUCGAACAUGAAGUAUGGCACAACGGAAGCGACUUCCGGUUGGUUUUAAUCGUGGACCUGUGGCAUCCUGAGUUGACAACUGCUGAGAAGCGCUCUCUACCGGCGAUCUGAGAUACUAUGAGCGCAUUCGUUAUCGAUUUUAUGCACGAAAUUUAAUGAUUCAUCAUUUACAUUGUGUACAGUUAUGUUUUUUUAUAUAUAAAUCUAUGAUAAAUACAA
This is a messenger RNA of Dalotia coriaria, 3577 nucleotides long. RefSeq names its product Aspartyl beta-hydroxylase (gene Asph). The record is from RefSeq and is a predicted model, not a curated record. The transcript has 11 exons. Gene Ontology annotation, cellular component: endoplasmic reticulum. The coding region runs from base 398 to 3469 and encodes 1023 amino acids. Gene Ontology annotation, biological process: peptidyl-aspartic acid hydroxylation. Lineage: Eukaryota; Metazoa; Arthropoda; Insecta; Coleoptera; Staphylinidae. Gene Ontology annotation, molecular function: protein binding; peptidyl-aspartic acid 3-dioxygenase activity.